AUGGUCAGAGGCUUCCGGGUUUGCCUUCCUAGCUUCAAACACCAAAACCUGCCGGAAAAUACGGAGGACCGCGUGGACGUGCAGAUUUCAAGAACCCCUGACGAGAAAUCGCGAAGAGACUAUCGGUUCUGGGCUAUUAUAAUAGCGCUUUGCAUAGUGUCGUUGCUCUCCGCAGCUGAAAAUACCGUCGUCGUCACAUCCCUGCCGACCAUUGUUAAAAAGCUUAACGUCGGCCAAGACUAUGUAUGGAUUAGCAAUGUGUUCUUCUUAACGAGUGCGGCCGUACAGCCUUUAUGUGGGCAAUUGUCCAACCUCUUCGGACGGCGCCAUCUCGCUCUAUCGAUUGUAGCUAUUUAUAUCCUUGGUAGUGGAAUAUGCGGUGGUGCCAGCAAUCCCGCCAUGCUAAUCGCUGGCAGGGCUGUCCAGGGAGCUGGGUCAGGCGGAAUCAACAUGAUUAUCGAUGUUAUUAUAUCCGAUCUCGUCCCUCUAAGGCAACGCGGAAAUUUCAUCGCCAUCAUCCUCGCAGUAUACGGCAUCGGGACGACACUAGGACCAUUCAUCGGCGGAAUCAUCGUCGAAAACACGUCUUGGAGAUGGGUCUUUUAUAUCAACUUGCCGAUUGGAGCUGCGGCGUUCAUACUCCUAUUCCUAUUUCUCCGCGUCAAUUGGGAUAGAUCCGCGACGGCCUACGACAAGAUUCGCCGGCUCGAUUAUAUCGGGAACGGUAUCCUAAUUGCGUCUACCGUGUCAAUUUUAAUAGCAUUGACGUGGGCAGAUGCGGUAUAUCCUUGGGGGUCCUGGCAUAUUCUCGUGCCUCUCCUUGUCGGAGUAGGGGGUAUGAUGCUGUUCGUGGCUUUCGAGGGCUUGCCGUUCGUAGCUGAGCCGGUCAUGCCCUUGCGAUUAUUCAACAACCGUACUGCCGUCAUCGUUUUUACCGCCACCUUUUUGAAUUCGCUUCAAAAUUAUUGGGCAUUCUUCUUCAUCCCGCUUUACUUCCAAGCCGUUCGACUGGCUUCACCAGCAGAGUCUGGAGUAGACUUGCUAGUGUUCAGUCUCGUUGGCGUACCUGGAGCAGCGAUCGCGUUGUUGGUUCUGUCUAAAUGGGGCCGAUAUAAGAUUCUUCAUAUUGUCGGAUCUGGUCUGUUCGCCCUCGGGAUAGGGUUGUUUAGCAUCGUGGACCAAAAUACUAGCACCGCCGCGUGGGUUUGGAUGAAUAUCGCAGCAGCGUUAGGGACCAGCAUGCUCAUGAAUACAUUACUGCCUGCUUUCCAGGCGUCGGUCGAAGAAGCCGACCAGGCGGCCGCUACGGCCAGCUGGGCCUUCAUCCGAAGUUUUGGCAACAUAUGGGGCGUGGCAAUCUCGGCGGCCAUCUUCAACACCUUCGCUGCAAAAUAUGCGCCGUCGAUUGACGACCUUAGGGUUAGAGAAUUACUUACAUCGGGGAAUGCAUACUCGAGCGCGACUAAAGUCUUCGUAGAAUCGUUCGAAGAGCCCGUACAGCAGCAGAUCCGGAUGGUCUUCACUCUGGCCCUUCAUAAGGUAUUUCUGAUCGGUGUGCCGUUCAUAGGGGUUAUCUUUGUCUUGACCCUCUUCGAAAAGGAGGUCGGGCUAAGAACCGAACUAAAGACCGAAUUCGGUCUCGAAGAACGGGAAACAGGUAGGUAA
Molecule: messenger RNA, 1665 nt
Organism: Annulohypoxylon truncatum
Lineage: Eukaryota; Fungi; Ascomycota; Sordariomycetes; Xylariales; Hypoxylaceae
Product: MFS general substrate transporter
Exons: 4
Coding region: 1-1665 (554 amino acids)
Biological process (GO): transmembrane transport
Molecular function (GO): transmembrane transporter activity
Source: RefSeq, a predicted model, not a curated record